This is a messenger RNA of Fusarium odoratissimum NRRL 54006, 2323 nucleotides long. RefSeq lists its product as uncharacterized. The coding region runs from base 38 to 736 and encodes 232 amino acids. Lineage: Eukaryota; Fungi; Ascomycota; Sordariomycetes; Hypocreales; Nectriaceae. The transcript has 2 exons. The record is from RefSeq and is a predicted model, not a curated record.
GCAUCGUCAUGGUCGUGUGACUGACCACAUCAGCCACAUGGGGCAGCACAGACUCGAUGCGUUCGUUUAUCAGACUUUCGCUUCUCUGAGGCUCUUCCCCGCUUCCAACUUGAAAGAGCUCUUGUAUGCCAUGGACAUGACCAUGACCACGUCGCGUUUGGGCCUUUGUCCGGGGAAACAAACAUGCAUACCCUGUAUGAGUGCGUGGUUGACCUGCUAUCGACAUACCAUCGAGUUUGCUUGUGGCGAGAUCUUCAUUCAUCGUCUAUCUCACCCAGGUCACGCACCCACGUGGUCAAGAGUCCAGUGCAAGGUACCUUCGGGUGCUUCGAGUCGACAGGCCUCCCCACGCUGUGAGCCACACCCAAGCUUCAUGGUUGUGGGGAUCCUUGUUAGAGAUCCUGGACUGGAGCUUCUGUCAGAGAUGGAGGGGUUGCAGAUGAUCAAAAAAUGCAAUACAAAGCUUCCUAUUUGGUCACCGCGGGCCGACACUGAUUUUCGGGGUGAUUGCGCCAUCUGUACCAUUCGGAGGGUCAUCGCUCGACUAUCGGAUGUCGGAGGUCAGGUAUGGAGUGAUAAUGAAGUUGAUGUUGAAUAUUCACAUUCAAGACAGCGUAGGUACAUACCUUGGACCAACGACGACAACGGAAUGCUUAUAGUGGCAUUUAUGAGCAUUGAUUCAAAUACUGUUCUUGUAUCAACUUAUUCAUCAUCUGUCAUAAUGGGCCGUGGAUAAGACUUGAUCCAGAUUCAUGGUUAAAGCUUACCAUACCCUACCACAACAUCUCCAUCCUGCAACCACCAUCUUGUGCCAGAUUUUAGGCCACGGCCACGUACAAUCACACAAUCUCAGAGUUUUCACCCUCACAUCUGACUGAUACCCGACAAUCGUGGUGGCUGCAUCUAUAGUUGCAUCCAAACGUGAUUGUGUGCUGUAGCUGAUCUAACCUACAACGGCAGCUGUUCGGCUGUACCAUGGCAUCGGUGUCAACGAACGUGUUGGGGUUUCUCUGCAGCCUGAUCCUGUUUCGGUCGGCAGUACCGUCAGGCAUUUGCUGGGUGUGGCGGGUUGCACUCGGGAAUGUCAUGGGUUUUAAUCUGCAGCUAUCCGAUCUCGGGAAGUGUCACAUACCCGCAUCUCUUUGACGGUAUGGUGCGGCACGGUACCUUAUCUAAGGAUAUCAUGAACUGCGAUAGGGGCUGAGCUACGAUGAAUGAAAAUUUUCAACUGGCCUUUUAGUGCUGCCGAGAAAUGCAUGUUCAAAGUAAGAAUGAGUUGAUAAGCAAAAGAAGAAUUACGGAGUACGCGAAUGUUCACAACCAUGCCCAAUCGUUUUUCACUAUCAAAUGUACACUCCGGACAAGGAAACACGAAAGAAUUGCCGGAACACAACAUUUCAAAGAACCCAAAAAACCCCUUGAACCAUUCGUUCACAUCGGUAUAGUGGGAUCCUCAAGACAUGUGUCCAUAUACAACACUUCAUGUAAUAACAUUACUAUUGAUAAGUGUCAACCCAUUUCUGACCGCAUUAAACAUUUAUGUUUCAAUUUGACAAUAAAUCAAGUUACAGGUCAAUGUCAAUGUCAAAAGUUAUAGAAAUCAUAGGUGCUCAUUUUCUUCAAGGCAUCGAUCGAUGUGCAAGUUUCCUCGUCUCAUUAGAUACAUUAUCGAAUUCCAAUCGCCAUCGGGCACGCCAGCCCAACCGUAUGAAAAAACCAAUUAGGGUGCAAUUUUAGCCAAACUCCUUUUCGCCUUUGUUUCAUUGAAACUUAGGUUACGGUGUAACCGCCGUCAACUCGGAUAUCAGCACCAGUGACAUAGGAGGAGGCCUGUCAAGGAUCACCGAUGAGUUCAGAAUUUCGAAAUGCCAGGGAGUAAACUUACAUCAGACAGCAGAAAAGCAACGGGACCCAUGAGAUCUUGAGGUUGACCCAUCUUACCUUGAGGAAUGAGAGAAGUCCACUUCGCUUUCAGAUCAGGAUUGUCGUCAAGAAUCUUCUGGGUGCUGUGGUGACCACGUUAGUUACAGCUUUACUGGAAGCAGCUUUGAGUGCACUCACAGAGCAGUAAGCAUGUAGCCAGGAGAGAUGCAGUUAACUCGAAUGUUGGCAUGAGCCCAUUCGACGGCGAGAGAUGCGGCAAGGUGUCGAACACCAGCCUUGGCAGCGUUGUAAGGAGCCUGGGGCUGAGGGACGUUGACAAUGGCACCGGACAUGCUACCGAUCAUGACAAUGCUUCCUGGGGCCUUUCGCUCCAUCAGGUGGCGGGCAACUGAGGUCGCAAAGAGGUAAGUGCCGUCAACGUUGACAGCCCAAAGCUUGC